AUGGCAUUCAAACUCCUCUUUGGCCGCUUGCUUGGCCUGCUCACCGUCUUGAAAGCAUUUGCUUCUGCGGACAGGGUGCCUUCGGCCGUAGAGAGUCGUAGUAAGGACGUCAAUGCAACAUACUUACCAACCAAAGCCCCAUAUGUCAACAUCUUUGCCCACCUCUCGGACGAGGAGGAUGAAGCUGUACGGUUGUUCCUGAACACAACUUCAAGCACCUUAGGCGUCGGAAACUUCACCAAAAUAUGGUCACUCAACACACUUCCACCGAACAAAACCGUGGCGGUAGCCUAUCUAGAUGGCAAAACGCCGCAACCACCGCGGUACGCUCAAGCGACACUCAGAUUCGAGUGCUACAUUCAAGAAUGGAUGAUUGGGCCUCUUCCCAUUAGCAAUGAGACAUUAGCCAGGCCAUUGGACUACAUGUACAAUGGGAACGCUACGAUGGAGUUUCCAAACUGUGUGCAGCGCGAACCGUUCGAGGGUUUGACCAGCCCUAACGAGACUGUCGAAUGGAAUGGGCAAACGUUGCCUCACGAUGAUCUGACGGCUCCGAUUGCUGUGGCUCCUGACGGGGCGAGAUAUGAGUUUGAUCCUGUGCAGAACUACAUUUCAUGGAUGGAUUUCUCAUUUCUUGCUGCCCUCAGCCAUACCGGCGUCGGUCUUUAUGACAUCCGUUUCAAGGGCCAAAGGAUCGUAUACGAGGUCGUGCUCCAGGAAGCCAUGUCUCACUACGCAGGUAUUGAUCAGCUGGCGUCUGAAACAGUGUAUCUGGACACAAUGCUCAAAUGGAAGCCCGGGAAGCUCGUACCAGGUUUCGAUUGCCCUAGCUACGCCACUUACACCGAUCUUUUCUGCCUGUUCGAAUACCCAAAAGAUUUCCCUCUCCAGAGACACACUGAGGGCUACUACCACGUCACCAAGAACAUUGCAUUUUUGGUGCGCAGCGUCGUAACAAUUGGAAAUUACGACUAUCAAAUAACCUUUGAGUUCGGACUGGACGGUUCGAUUCAAGUCCUUGCGAGAGCGAGUGGCUAUAUAGCCUGGGCGCCGUGGAAUGACACGGCCGAAGAUGCAGCGUACGGUUUCAAGAUCCGCGACGACUGGUCGGGAGCUAUGCAUGACCAUGUAUUGAACUUUAAGCUCGAUCUUGAUGUCAAUGGCUCAACAAACAGUCUUUACAAGACUGAGUUUAAGCCAUACAAGCGGAAAGUUCCAUGGUCAAACAGCACAAUCAACACCAUGAAGCUUGAGCGUAGCAUCAUCAUGAAUGAAAACCAGGGACAGAUAGACUGGGCGCCAAACUCAGCUGCAACGUAUGCUGUGGUCAACUGCGACAUACCAAAUCAAUACGGAGAGUGUCCAGGAUGGAAGAUCUAUCCAUCAACAGGCGCCAGCAUUUCUCUCACGGUUCAGAAUUCGACGAUGCUAGGUAAAGCCGGGCACUGGGCCACUCAUCCACUCUUCGCAGUAAAGCGCAAGGACUCGGAGCAAACAGCUUCCUACAUGUGGAACUACUAUAACAUCCAGCAACCGCUGGUGGAUUUCAGCACCUUCUUUGACGGAGAGUCGCUUGAUCGGGAGGAUAUUGUUUUGUAUUUCAACUUGGGAAUGCACCAUCUUCCUGAUACUUUUGACAUGCCUAAUACUUUGUUCAGCGGAGCGCAGUCUGGUAUUACUAUCAGGCCACAGAACUAUGGCAACUCUAAUCCUUCGUUGGCGACAAAGCAGAUGGUUCACGUAGCAGAGGAUGGGAAGAGUGUAAAGUACUAUGGGCAGAAGAUGGCAUCAGGGACACUUAACUUGGACGCGACAAAUCCUGACUUGUCGAGAGGUUUUUUACGGGCUGAGAGGUAA
Pochonia chlamydosporia 170 is the source of this 1857-nucleotide messenger RNA. Its product is annotated as copper amine oxidase protein. The transcript is spliced from 3 exons. Gene Ontology annotation, molecular function: quinone binding; primary methylamine oxidase activity; copper ion binding. The coding region runs from base 1 to 1857 and encodes 618 amino acids. Gene Ontology annotation, cellular component: plasma membrane. The record is from RefSeq and is a predicted model, not a curated record. NCBI's taxonomy places the organism in Eukaryota, Fungi, Ascomycota, Sordariomycetes, Hypocreales, Clavicipitaceae. Gene Ontology annotation, biological process: amine metabolic process.